AUGGCUGCGCUGAGGGCGGGGCGGGGUGCGAGCUGGAGCCUCUGGGGAUGGCGGGCUUUGGGGGGGAUUCGCUGGGGAAAGGGACCCCUGUUGACCCCUGACCUCCGGGCCCUGGUGACGUCAGCAACUCCUGACCCUCCGGCCCGUGUGAUUUAUGGGACCCCCAGUCUUCGGGCCCGGUUGUCUGUGGGGGUCCCUGAACCUCGGGCACGUCUGACGUCUGGAACCCCGGAUCCCCGGUCACGACUGUCUACGCGGACCCCAGAUCCCCGGACCCGGGAGGCCUCGGGGACCCCUGGAGCCCGUCCGCGCGUGUGGCUGGCAGUGGCACUGGGCGCUGGGGGAGCAGUGCUGUUGCUGUUGUGGGGCGGGGGUCGGGAUCCCCCGGCUGUUCUCGCCGCGGUCCCUGGCCCGCCGCCCACCUCUCCCCGGAGCCAGUACAACUUCAUCGCUGACGUGGUGGAGAAGACUGCACCUGCUGUGGUCUAUAUCGAGAUCCUGGACCGGCACCCUUUCUCGGGCCGCGAAGUACCUAUAUCAAACGGCUCAGGAUUCGUGGUGGCUGCCGACGGGCUUAUUGUUACCAACGCCCAUGUGGUGGCUGAUCGGCGCCGAGUCCGUGUGAGGCUACCUAGCGGCGACACAUAUGAAGCCGUGGUCACAGCUGUGGAUCCCGUGGCAGACAUCGCCACGCUGAGGAUUCAGACCAAGGAGCCUCUCCCCACACUGCCCCUGGGACGCUCAGCCGAUGUCCGUCAAGGGGAGUUUGUUGUUGCCAUGGGAAGUCCCUUUGCACUGCAGAACACGAUCACAUCUGGCAUUGUCAGCUCUGCCCAGCGUCCAGCCAGAGACCUGGGACUCCCCCAAACCAAUGUGGAAUACAUUCAAACUGAUGCAGCUAUUGAUUUUGGAAAUUCUGGAGGUCCCCUGGUUAACCUGGAUGGGGAGGUGAUUGGAGUGAACACCAUGAAGGUCACAGCUGGAAUCUCCUUUGCCAUCCCUUCUGAUCGUCUUCGAGAGUUUCUGCAUCGUGGGGAAAAGAAGAGUUCCUGGUUUGGAAUCAGUGGGUCCCAGCGCCGCUACAUUGGGGUGAUGAUGCUGACUCUGACUCCCAGCAUCCUUGCUGAACUACAGCUUCGAGAACCAAGCUUUCCUGAUGUUCAGCAUGGUGUACUAAUCCAUAAAGUCAUCCUGGGCUCCCCGGCACAUCGGGCUGGUCUACGGCCUGGUGAUGUGAUCUUGGCCAUUGGGGAACAGCUGGUACAAAAUGCUGAAGAUGUUUAUGAAGCUGUUCGAACCCAAUCCCAGUUGGCAGUGCAGAUCCGGCGGGGACCCGAAACACUGACCUUAUAUGUGACCCCUGAGGUCACAGAAUGAAUGGAUCAGCAAGAGUAUGAGGCUCCUGCUCUGAUUUCCUCCUUGCCUUCCUAGCCUAGGCUCUGAGGGUACCUGGGCAGAGGAUUUAAUGAACCAAUUGGGGGCAGGUCCCUCCAACCACCAGCACCAAUCCCUGGGCUCUGAAGAAUCGCAACAACAUUUUUUAUAUAAAAUAAAAUUAUACCUAGCAA
Molecule: messenger RNA, 1568 nt
Organism: Cynocephalus volans (Philippine flying lemur)
Lineage: Eukaryota; Metazoa; Chordata; Mammalia; Dermoptera; Cynocephalidae
Gene: HTRA2
Product: HtrA serine peptidase 2
Exons: 8
Coding region: 1-1377 (458 amino acids)
Biological process (GO): proteolysis; positive regulation of apoptotic process; programmed cell death
Cellular component (GO): mitochondrion
Molecular function (GO): serine-type endopeptidase activity; protein binding
Source: RefSeq, a predicted model, not a curated record